AUGGUCUGGGACGACGACCAAGCGGAGCUCACUCCUAUCCUCUAUCAAGGCAUUCUCAUCGAGAGGCGCCUCGGCGGUGUCAAGAAACACUACCGCAACGCCCUGCUCUGCAACCCCAAAACCACCCAGGACAUCAAGUUUAUCCACGAGGCCCUGCUCAAGCUCGACAAGGUCAAGCAUCUUGCGCCCUCCAACACCAACUCGGUCGAGGUCCUUGGCCACAUCAGCUAUGCCGCCAUGUCGGGUUCGCCCGUGCUGAUUGUCGGCACCAACGAGCGCAUCUUCAUCCCCCUGACCUCGGUCAAGGCCAUAAAGGACGAGGAGGAGGUCGGCUCGGCCUGUCAGAUCGCUCUCAAGACUGGCUUGGCCGAGUUCCGCUAUGGCGUUCGGACAUCCAAGGAGUACCAGCGUUGGAUUGAGGCACUCCAGCACGCUUUCCAGUACGCAAAGUCCCUCCCUCCCUGGGCCUCAGAGUCCAAGCCUUCGGAGCAGGAGGCCCUGAGCGCCAAGCGCUCCAAGAGUGUCUCUCGUCUUGCGUUUACCGAGCGAAAGGACUCGCCUCGUCCUGGCUCGGCCCUGGACUCGCGGGUGCUGCCGCCCAUUCCGUCGACCUCGGCGACCAGCCUCGAGCUCCAGACUACCCUCCCGUCGACAUCGACUACCAGCCUCGAACUUGGCGCAACAUCGUCGUCGUCGCCCAAAGGCAUCCUGGUUCGAGACCAACUGGAGACGACUUUCCCGACUCUGUCCAUGACUGAGUCAACCAUGUCUCGAGUACGUUUCUCCGAGGCCCGAGCCACCAACCUGGCCGAAGAAACCAUACUUGAGGACCACAGCGGUUCCGACAGCCGCUCCGACAGCCGCACCAGCACCCCGCCGACCCUUGCAGCGUUCAACCCCGAGCCCCCUGCAGCGGCGCCACUCCCAAGCGCUGCUGUUGGCAAAGCCCGGGACUCGGAUGGGUACGUCAGCCAGACUCUCCCCCAGCAGCAGCCCCAGCAGCAGCAGGAGCGGCAGGAACGGCAGCAGGAGCGGCAGCAGGAGCAAAAGGGCCAGAAGCCAUGGCCAUCGGACGUUGUCAAUAACCCUGUUUUGCAAUCCGAUAUCUCGGCCCUCCAGGCCAAAGUAGCCGAGAUCGUGCAGCCUGAGGAGCGUGGUCGCUCGCCCCGCAAGUUUUCGUUGGCCGCCUUCCGCGAACGGUCUCGCAGCCGUGGUCCCUUCAGGGUCUUCUAAGAGCCUUUCCUGAGCACCUCGGCCAGCGUCUCGCCCGAUGCCGUCGACGUUCUUUCGUUCUCGCGCUCAUUGCCAAACCCGGUUUCGCAAGCUUUCUGUCUCGUCCGCCCACCAAGCUGUCGAUGUUUGCCUCACAGGCACAUCGUAUCGGUUUAUUCC
Messenger RNA from Polychytrium aggregatum, 1392 nucleotides. RefSeq lists its product as uncharacterized. The record is from RefSeq and is a predicted model, not a curated record. The coding region runs from base 1 to 1233 and encodes 410 amino acids. Lineage: Eukaryota; Fungi; Chytridiomycota; Chytridiomycetes; Polychytriales. The transcript has 2 exons.